CGCACUUUAAUGUGCGUAGUUGAAAUUCACGGCCAGUGUCGCUACUCAGCAAGUUACACUCGGGGCCCGAUGGAGUUGCUGCAAUCAGCUGAGCAUCAUAACUUGAUACGAUAAACAAGUAAUGAACGGAAAGGACACAUAAUAAAACGAUGGAGGGGAUGCUGUAUAAGUGGACCAAUUACAUAAGUGGUUGGCAGCCUCGUUGGUUUGUGCUUGAUGGAGGAACUUUAUCUUACUACGACUCUCAAGAAGAUGCCUGGAAAGGCUGCAAGGGCAGCAUUAAGAUUUCAGUUUGUGAAAUCCAAGUCCAUUCCUCUGACUCCACUCGAGUUGACCUGAUCAUCCCAGGAGAGCAGUAUUUUUACCUCAGAGCCAUCAAUGCAGCAGAGAGGCAGAAGUGGCUGGUGGCCCUGGGGACUGCCAAAGCUUGCCUUACAGAUAACCGAACCAAGAGAGAAAAAGAGCUUCAGGAGAACACAGAGGCGUUGAAAACUAAAAUGUCAGAGCUCAGAUUGUACUGUGACCUUCUCCUCCAGCAAGUAAACAAGAUCAAGGAGGAUGAUGAAGGAGAAAUGGCUGAGACGGGCAUAGACACUGGAAACAUGGUAAAGUCUACAUGCACUACCUUCCUCAAGACUCUGGAGGAAUGUAUGCAGAUCGCAAAUCGUACUUUUAAUACAGACAUGGCAACUCAGAGCCCACCAGGAACCCCUCCAGUAGCAGCUAUUAAACCUCAGAAGAUUAAACCUGUCAAUCAUUUGAACCAAAACCUUGGAGAAAAGUUUCAAAAUCUGUCUGAAACCUCAGGAGAAGCAGUUGCACAUGACAACCAGAGCCUUGACUCUGGAGCAGAGGGACCAGAGGAACCAGAUAAACCAGAGCACCGCGGUUCCCCAUCAGGAACAACUGAGAGCGAGGAACCAGAGGAGCUGACAGGCCGUGCAGACAGCCACAUGGAACAAGCCGUUUCGACUUUACACACUACCCAGGAUACCUCUGACAAUGAACACUAUGACGAACCGCCGGAGGGAGACGAGGAGGACGAGGCCGACGGUCGCACGCAGGCCGACGAAGAGCAGGACCACAACGGUGACCAAAGUCAAGAUGUUGAAGUCAGCAGUGGAGAAGGGAAUGGCGUUUGUCUCCAGCACCAAGAGGAAGCCCGUUCAGACCAGGCAGAGACUGAGAAAGAAGAAGAAGAAGAGGAAGAGGAAGAGGGUGCAAAAGAUUCAGCUGAGGCUGAGGACACAGAGCAGGUGGAAACUUUCUUCAGCACAAUGAGUCACAGAUUUAGUGAUAUAUCACUGGAUGACGACAAUGGUAUCCCUACACAAGAGUUUUUGGACUCAUGCUAUGCAAUAGUGCCUGUAUUAGACAAACUUGGCUCUACAGUGUUUGCUCCGGUUAAAAUGGAUUUUGUUGGAAAUAUCAAGAAGAUUCACCAGAAGCUGAUGUCCGACCCCGAGAACUACCCGACGCUUCAGUCCAUCGUGCUGCACGAGGUCCACACGGGCGUCGCUCAGGUGCGCAACUCUGCCACCGAGGCCCUGCUGUGGCUGCGGCGAGGCCUCAAGUUCCUCAAGGAGUUUCUGUCAGAGGUCAACUCCGGACAGCAGGACAUCCAGGGAGCGCUCAAUAACGCCUACGGAAAGACUCUCCGGCAGUACCACGGAUGGGUUGUGCGAGGUGUUUUUGCUCUGGCGCUCAGAGCGGCUCCGUCCUACCAGAGUUUCACUGCCGCCUUGGUGACGAGAGAAGGCGACGAGCUGCAGAGCAGCUUCGCCAGCGGCAUGCACAGAGACCUGGGGGUGUACCUGCCCGCCAUGGAGAGGCAGCUGGCCAUCCUGGACGCUCUAUAUGAAGAAUACAACCUGGAGUCCGACGAAGUGGUGUGACGCUGGAACAACAGAAGGUGAAAGGUCAAAAAAAGGAUUCGUGCCUGUUCGGACCGGUGGAGCAAGAAGCCGACAGAUCAACGGACGAUACCGGAUGCAUUUUUACUGCAUCUCGUGGAAAUGGUGUGUGUGUGUGUGUGUGUGUGUGUGUGUCUGUGUGUGUGUGUUGGGGGGGUCUUCAGUGGAUUUUAAACUGUCCAACAGUUGAAUGUCCAGGACUGAGGAAGCUGAUGAAGUCUGCAUUCAGAGGCCCGUCAGGGUGAGAUCUUGCAGUAACAAGACAUUAAGAGAACUAAGAGAUUCAAAUCCUUUCAGCCAGAAUUAUUCAUCAUGUCAUUUGUUGCUGGUUCACAAUUUCUUGUAAUUAUAUUGUGGCUUUUUUUUUUAAUGUACGCUACAUAACCACAAGGUAUCCAGUGCCAGUAGCUUCCCUUUUCGAUUCUGCGUGGCUCCCGUCGAAGUCCUCAAAAUAAGAAGCUACAAUUUUUUUUUUUUCUUCCUGUUUUGGGUUUUUCCACAACAGAACUAGCACAAAGCACUCUUGACAGAAUAUUGUCCCGUUGUUCUAGAACGCCAAGCAUUUGCCAUAAGUGUGAUUAAAAAAUGCACAACAGGUCAACUUUUAUUUCUUGCACUGGCUUAUUAAAGUUGAAGAAUUAAUAAUUAUGAAUUUAUAUUCUCUCCUUGACCAUGUAUUUUAAAUCCCGCAGUGUAACAAUGUAUUGUUGUGUUGAAGGCGUUUUUCUUCUCACAUUACUGCUCCGGUGUGUUUCUAUGGGACCAAAAAGGAAUUAUUGAAUGGCUUUCGCCUCCGCUGCCUCCAAGUAACAGAACACAAGAAUGAAAUGAUCCAGCCCAGCUGCUGAAGCACUGACCGACUGCUCUCAGUGCGGACAGCCUCUGCACAAACCUAUGCAUAAUGUGCAUUUUCACAAUGUCUAUUUAUUGAGUCUUAAGUUAUAAAAUUCAGAGUAGCGACUUGAGGAUCUGUUGUGCGACUGUGUGGAUCUUUGAGCAUGUUUGUAGACUGCAUGUUUUAUGUAUAAGGUGACUUAGGUGCCAGUGCAAACUGCAUAUAGGCCAAGGGCUUUAAUUUAUCCAAGUUACUGUUAGCUAG
Messenger RNA from Salarias fasciatus (jewelled blenny), 3012 nucleotides. RefSeq names its product pleckstrin homology domain containing, family A (phosphoinositide binding specific) member 8 (gene plekha8). Gene Ontology annotation, biological process: ceramide transport; intermembrane lipid transfer. The record is from RefSeq and is a predicted model, not a curated record. The transcript has 14 exons. Bases 150 to 1895 code for a protein of 581 amino acids. NCBI's taxonomy places the organism in Eukaryota, Metazoa, Chordata, Actinopteri, Blenniiformes, Blenniidae. Gene Ontology annotation, cellular component: cytoplasm; cytosol; membrane. Gene Ontology annotation, molecular function: ceramide 1-phosphate binding; ceramide 1-phosphate transfer activity.